UCAUAGCGCCAAACCGAAUUAAUGCUCGUGUACUUGAUCCAAACUGAUCCAAACCGAUCUAAACCGAAUGUACAUGGUUAAUUCUACAUUAUUACGGUAAAAACCGUAGAAAGUGCCUUAUUUUACUUAAAUACGUCUUUACUCAUCGUACGGUGCUGGAUUGCACUAGUUCAUUCGGUAUAAGUAUUUAAAAUGAUGGACCAGUGGCAAAUUGAAUUAGCAACAGGAAUGUAUAAUGUUACUGAUCCAUCAGGAAAGUAUCAAAUGAUACAAGAAGUAGGCCAUGGAUCUUUUGGACGAGUAUACAAAGCACUCGUUCGACACACUCGUAGAACAGUAGCUUACAAAGUGAUUGAAAAGCGUGGUAAAUCAUCCAAGGAGCUGAAUAGCUUGCGCCAAGAGCGUGAAAUCCUAAGACAAGUUUUUCAUCCAAACAUUCUACAAAUGCUCGAUUCCUUUGAAACAAAAACUAAGAUAGUAGUUGUGACUCAGUACGUGAAUCAGAGUUUGUGCCAUUUAUUAGAUGAGAAAGGUCCCUUGCCUGAAAAUGAUGUGCAAAAGUUAACUUGCAAUCUUGUUUCCGGCCUUUGGUACUUGCACUUCAAAAGAAUAUUACACAGGGACCUUAAACCGCAAAAUGUACUCAUUAAAGACAACGGAGAGGCAGUGUUAUGUGAUUUUGGGUUUGCUCGUUGUAUGAGCACAAAAACACAGGUGCUAACUUCUAUAAAAGGAACACCAUUGUACAUGGCUCCAGAACUCAUAGAAGAACAUCCAUAUGAUCAUAAUGCAGAUUUAUGGUCUCUUGGUUGUGUAGUUUAUCAAAUGAUCCAAGGUCUUCCACCUUUCCAAACAGAUUCUAUUUUGCAUUUAAUCGAAUUGAUCAGAUUUGAAUCCAUAAAGUGGUCGCGUUUUCACGUCGUAUCGCAAAAAUGUAAAAGCUUCCUACAGGGACUACUACAAAAGAAUCCGUCGCAACGGUUAACGUGGCCUGCCCUUCUAGAGCAUCCUUUUCUCGAAAAAUCUCUUUUAAAAGUCAGCAGUAUAUCUACACCAUUCGCUACACCCGUACCCGUGAGCCAGGCUACAGAAAAUCAGCCACAGUAUCUCGAUGUUGAUAUGAAUCUUACAGAUUCACAGGCUAAAUUUUUAAGGGAUACUGUUCCAACGGCGUAUGGGGGGAGAACUUUGGAAACAAUGGUAGAUCGUAAACGCGUGCCACCGCUUACGUCAAUCCCGGAAAGCAAAAGCCUAUUCUGCAAACACGAUGGACCUUUCAGGGUAUCGUUAGCGCACAAUAUGUUUGUAGACCAUUCAGAGUCGUGUCAAAGCGUCGAACAAAGGCAAAUGCAAAAUCGAGAAGAGGAAGAAAUGAUGAACAGUAACAGGUGCGUUGAACCCGAGGACGAUACGUCAAGUUACGAGCAACUAGUUGUUUCGCCAGAAACUGAAGCAGUUUAUUAUCAGAGAAACGAAUCGUAUACCGGAAGAGACUAUUCAGCGGGCGAUGGCGAUGUCGUAUCGCAUAAUAACAAAUUACCCGAUUGGAAUCCGAAAGCUGUCGAAAGUCCGAUAGAAACCGAGGAAUGGAUCGCGUUUUUACAAAAGUCCAUGGAGGAAAUCAUGAACGGCGAAUUGGACUCGCUGCUUCAAGAAAAUUGUGUUUCGGUAUUGAUAUCCCCGUUGAGAAACUUGACGGUUAAUUAUCGAGUUGUCAAAUACAUUGCUUGUCUGUUGUCCUUACCACUUGCCCUUCCAUUGAAGCGACCUAUCGUGUUUAAGAUACAGCGAGUCUAUUUGGGUGUUAAGGUUGUACCGAAUUUAGUCUACGCUCUGAAACUUUUAAUGUCCGAACGAUCCGAGCCCCACGAACCGUACGAAAAACUCGAACCCACGAACGCAAAAACCAAAUUGGCGUCAAAAUUGACCUCGGACGAACUUCAGACCCUGGAAUACACCAUACUCGUGCUUUGUAGUUUAGCUCAUGCCCAACAAAAAUUUCUUACUCAGUUCUGUAACGCUAUUUAUACCGUGAACGGGUUUGAGUUUCUGCGGCAAUUGUUGCUCUUGAAGAAGAAAAAGACACGAAUAGUCGCGGAUCUAAUAGCGAUUUUCAACCAUAUAUUACGUACUCUCCCGAAAAAGGCUCGUCUGAUCGAAGACGUCAUUUUAUUCCCAUCGAUGUCGUGGCAUGCGGAUAAACUGUUCGUUCAACUGGUUACACAUUCGGAAGAAGUACUUAUAAGGAGAACUUGUCACUUGAUUAGACUAUUGGCCAUUCAUUUGCGAACGUCUGUAACGUGUUUCUGGAGUGGAACAUUGAGGAACGCGCUAGAGAGAUUAAUAGUCUCGGAUCCCGACCAAACCGUGCGGCUCGCCGCAAAAGAUGCAAUCACCGAAGUGAAGAAAUGGAAGGUUUUUCGAAACGUCGAGUGACGUAUCUACUAACGCGCUUUUGCGUUCAACGACACAGUAUUACGUUGCCUUUUUUAUUCUUUUAACUAAGAGUCGUAACUUCAUCGUUAUCUUUAUUUCUACGAAAGCAUUAUACACAGAUUUGCUUUAA
Messenger RNA from Colletes gigas, 2566 nucleotides. It is a transcript of the gene fu, whose product is annotated as serine/threonine-protein kinase fused. The coding region runs from base 193 to 2436 and encodes 747 amino acids. Gene Ontology annotation, biological process: protein phosphorylation. Gene Ontology annotation, molecular function: ATP binding; protein kinase activity. The transcript is spliced from 9 exons. The record is from RefSeq and is a predicted model, not a curated record. Gene Ontology annotation, cellular component: cytoplasm. Lineage: Eukaryota; Metazoa; Arthropoda; Insecta; Hymenoptera; Colletidae.